AUGAAGUGCGGUAUUACAUAUCUGCUCUUGAAGCUUGCUGUGCUAUCUGCAGCCCAGUGGGACAACCACUCAACAGCCCCAAUCGAACUUGCGCCUGCACCAUGGACACUGAAGGGCACCGUCUAUUCUGUCACCUUCAUUCCUACUUCGAUCGACCUACCAACUAAGGCAUUUGCGCCACUCGAACGGCAGUAUGCGUCAGCUGUAGAAGGCGAGUAUGUGGGCAUCCUUGGGCAGAUACAGGUUAUCCGGUAUACGGAAAGCCCUGUCGGUCCGUAUGAUGAGCUACUAAUUGUUCCGGGCUUCUUUAAAUACAAUUACACGGACUCUGUUGGAGUGACGGAGGAGAGGAAGAAUGUCAGAGUCAGCAGAAUUUACGUCAGUCAAAAGUACACGUGUUGGAAUGGGAGAACCAACUGGAAUAUUCCCAAACAUCUAGCUAAAUUUGAGUGGGUUGAAGGAGACAACGGCGAAUCAUCAGUCAAAAUCUACCCAUACGAUACCACAGGCGACGAUUUCGAGUCCAAACCUGCAGAUAAGCCCUGGUUCCAGGCUACCUUCAAGCCAAGCGUGCCAGUUGGCUUACCGUUCAGCACGGACUUAUACAAUCUUCUGGGUGUUGAUACACUACUAGCACAACCGCCCUUGCCCUACGGCAACAGCACCUACGACGAGCUUCCAGGAACGAACCAUUGGGCGGCCACAACGCCAAAUCAGAAAACCGACAGCGCCUCACUAGAAAUCAUUGAUAUGUAUCAAGGGGAUGGAGAUGUGGAAGAUGGUCGCAAUGCAAAUGCGGUGGGCGAUGAGUACUUUCCCAACUUCUGGCCAGGUCUGCCACGGCUUAAUGUAGGGACUAAGCUAGAGAACGCUACCAUCACUUUUAGCGCGCCAACAAUUUGGAACAAUUAG
Alternaria burnsii is the source of this 912-nucleotide messenger RNA. RefSeq lists its product as uncharacterized. The transcript is spliced from 2 exons. The record is from RefSeq and is a predicted model, not a curated record. NCBI's taxonomy places the organism in Eukaryota, Fungi, Ascomycota, Dothideomycetes, Pleosporales, Pleosporaceae. The coding region runs from base 1 to 912 and encodes 303 amino acids.